GAAAAAAAAUAAUAAGACCGCUUGUCGAUUCGGAGAACGAAACUCGCUGCUGCCAUUUCCAAUCAGGCAGUAAACCCUAAACCUCCAAAAUUCAGAAACCCUAAUUGGAUUCUAUCCCGCAUGCAUUGGUCAAUCUACGUAUGGCAUCUUCAGAGAUCGAGGUAGUGUCAUCGGAAUCCAAAACGCAGCCGGAGCAAAGUCCUAAUGGCAACGCACCUACUGUGAUCGAUGUUUUCUCCGCUUCUGCUUAUGGAGAUUUGGAGAAACUGUGCAGAUUUGUUGAACAGGACGGUGCUUCUCUCUCUAAGCCUGAUGGCAAUGGGUACUAUGCUCUCCAAUGGGCUGCUCUCAACAACUUCGCUGAUAUCGCACAAUACAUAAUCGAGCACGGGGGCGAUGUGAAUGCAGCUGAUAAUAUGCAGCAGACAGCAUUGCACUGGGCUGCGGUUAGGGGUUCAAUUGCUGUGGCAGAUGUGCUGUUGCAGAAUGGAGCUCGAGUCGAGGCAACUGAUAUAAAUGGCUAUCGGGCAGUUCAUGUUUCUGCCCAGUAUGGACAAACAGCUUUCUUAAAUCACAUUGUUGCAAAGUAUCAUGCUGAUUUUGAUGCACCAGACAAUGAAGGGAGGAGCCCUCUUCAUUGGGCUGCAUACAAGGGAUAUGCUGACACGAUUAGAUUACUUCUAUUUCGAGAUGCAAGCCAAGGAAGACAGGAUAGAGAAGGUUGUACCCCUUUGCACUGGGCUGCAUUAAGAGGAAAUGUAGAGGCAUGCACAGUUCUUGUACAUGCUGGCACAAAGCAGGAGCUGACAGUGAAGGAUAAAGCCGGAUUUACUCCUGUUCAGCUUGCAUCUGAUAAAGGUCAUCGGCAUGUCGCCCUUUUCCUUUCUAAUGCACAACGGGCACAAAGCAAACACUUGGGUGACAAAAUUUGCCAUGGGAAGAUAGGCGGCAUUGGUUAUGCUCCCAUCUUAUUUUCUAUUAUAAUCUUUCUUAUGUUCCUCUUUGUUAAUUCUGUUAUUGCAGCUCCAAGUCUUCCAAAAAUAACGGCUAUUGUUGGACUCUGGGGAUGGACUGCUCUUUCCCUGGCUGUUGUUUCACUGAUCAUGUUCUACAAGUGUAGUAGUAAAGAUCCAGGUUUUAUCAAAAGACUUGAAGAUUUGGGUAGAGAUACAGAUACAGAGGCAUUAAAAGAAGUGGUAUCUGUCUCGUUUCUUUCUUUCCUUGCUUCUACCUUAAACUGGAUAUUCUCAGAGGUCUUUCCUUCCUUUUCCUGCCAGGAUCCCUUAUUAAAUGUCGAUCUGAACCACUCCUCUGUAUGGAUGGGUAAUUGGUCUCAGCUUUGCCCUACCUGCAAGAUAAUUAGACCCGUUCGCUCCAAGCACUGCCCCUCAUGUAAGCGCUGUGUAGAGCAAUUUGACCAUCACUGCCCUUGGAUAUCUAACUGUGUGGGGAAGAGGAACAAACGGGACUUCUUCAUUUUUUUAUGCCUGGGAACUUUGACGUCAUUCCUUGGUGCUGCUAUUACAGUUCAAAGAAUUUGGACAGCUGUGGAGUCAUUGCAUACAGAAGGAAGAUGGAUUCAUUAUGUGGUUGUUCAACAUCCUGGGGUUGUUACAUUUUUGGUUUUGGACAUGAUUAUUUUCAUUGCUGCCACAACUUUAACCAUAGCACAAGCGUCACAGAUAGCUCGGAAUAUCACCACUAAUGAACUUGCAAAUGCUGCUCGUUAUGGAUAUCUUCGGAGUCCAGAUGGACGGUUUCGGAAUCCGUACAACCAUGGGUGCCGAAAGAAUUGUGCAGAUUUCCUUAUUCAGGGCUAUACAGAUGAUGAUGAAAUUGCUUGGCCACCAUUACAGCAGGCUGCCAGCUAGAACUAAUGCAACGACAUGCUGCUUUGCUUGGUGGAAUCCCCCUUGCAAAUGCCAAGAUCCUUGUACUGUUGUGCAGUUCUCAUUCAUAUUGAUGUAUAAACUUGGCCAUAUACAUAGUACAAUGAUCAUUCCAUGUACAUCCAAUCCCACAAAAUAAAAAUAGAAAUUGAUGUGAAAUAAUUAAAAAUACCCCUUUCAUGCUGUAUUAGUAACUAGGUUUAUUUUAGUUGGGGGUAAGUAGAUUAAAGAAAUAUAACUUUUUGGGAAGUACAAAAAAGAGUCAUGUUUGGUUUGUAUUAUCAAAUCAAUUUCCCAGGAAGUGGGUCAUUCUACUAAAUAGCACUUUUCUAAUUUGUUAUACUUGACGUAUAUCCAUUCUUUUGAAAGAACUUAUUAUUUUGCCGA
Messenger RNA from Hevea brasiliensis (rubber tree), 2276 nucleotides. Its product is annotated as probable protein S-acyltransferase 23. Gene Ontology annotation, molecular function: protein binding; palmitoyltransferase activity. Gene Ontology annotation, biological process: protein palmitoylation. Gene Ontology annotation, cellular component: Golgi membrane. The transcript has 14 exons. Lineage: Eukaryota; Viridiplantae; Streptophyta; Magnoliopsida; Malpighiales; Euphorbiaceae. The record is from RefSeq and is a predicted model, not a curated record. Bases 141 to 1871 code for a protein of 576 amino acids.